Saccostrea echinata is the source of this 1080-nucleotide messenger RNA. RefSeq lists its product as uncharacterized. The record is from RefSeq and is a predicted model, not a curated record. The coding region runs from base 1 to 1080 and encodes 359 amino acids. The transcript is spliced from 5 exons. NCBI's taxonomy places the organism in Eukaryota, Metazoa, Mollusca, Bivalvia, Ostreida, Ostreidae.
AUGGAAAGGCAGUAUUACUACAAGAAAAGAGAGGCAGCGAAAAGAGCACCAACAAAGUUUUUAAGCGUCAUUGUGGAUGGCAUGGAUCAAUCGAAGAGUAACCUGCCACAUUUUGUAGGAAGGACAGCAAAGGCAGUAAAUUCUGCUGACCAGUUAAAAACUCACAUUUCUGGAGUAAUUGCCCAUGGUCAAAAUGAAUUUUUUACGUUUCUUGACAUUGGGCAAUAUCCCCAUGACUCCAACUUGACGAUCAACAUUAUUCUCCAGAUACUCUUCAAAAUAAAAGAUAUAAUGGGAGGAAAAUUGCCACCCACAUUUUAUUUACAGGCAGAUAACUGUUGGCGUGAAAACAAGAACAAAUUUGUGCUUGCAUUUUGUGAAUACUUAGUGCAUAUAAAAGUCUUCAGGGAAGUUCAUCUAUCGUUUUUGAUGGUUGGCCACACGCAUGAGGAUAUUGAUGCUUGUUUCAGUAAAGUGGCCGAUAAAUUGCGGAGAAAUGAUGCCGAAACACUAGAUGAUCUUAUUGAGCUACUUCCAAAUGUCAAGGUCAUCAACUUCAUAUAUGACUUUCGGACGUGGAUUCAAAACAGUAUAUGCGAUUUGAGAAAACAUACUCGUCCCCUUCAUUUUAAGUUUAGAAGCAACGAGUCUCUAGUGGAAACAUUUUAUAAAGGAAAGUAUGACUCUCCUUGGAAGAAACUUGAAGGAGGUAUAAUGGCUCGAAACAACCAGCAAAAAAUUAUCAGCAUUCGAGGCAGUCCAAAACUGUCUCCAAUUAACUUCGAUGGAAUUGGUUUAGAAAGAAUAUCAAGCCAGUUAAAGCAUUGGAAAUGUUUAUUCAGUGAUCAGAUUAAUCAGACCCAAUAUCAUUGGUGGGAACGUUUUCUCAAGCUAUGGAAGAAAUGUGAAGAAAAUUCUUCUGAACGUCGCAGGCUAUUUUUUGCGAAUGCACAAUGGAUUCUUCCAAUGCUACCCAAACAGUUGAGUCAUGAUGAAAACGAAGAAGAGAACCUACUGCCAGACACAAUACAGAACAUGAUGAAUGAUGAGCUUAUUGAACCUGUUGUUUUGAGCAAGUAA